Molecule: messenger RNA, 4830 nt
Organism: Kwoniella shivajii
Lineage: Eukaryota; Fungi; Basidiomycota; Tremellomycetes; Tremellales; Cryptococcaceae
Exons: 26
Coding region: 1-4830 (1609 amino acids)
Biological process (GO): transmembrane transport
Cellular component (GO): membrane
Molecular function (GO): ATP binding; ATP hydrolysis activity; ABC-type transporter activity
Source: RefSeq, a predicted model, not a curated record
AUGGAUAGCGUCAGCGCUCAAUCCGUCUUCAACGUCAUAUCGGAUGUGGUGGAGAUUUCGAAAACUAAGAAAACUCACCCACCUCCAUUUCUAGUGCGACAUACGCUAUUCUUCUUUCCUAUAUUAGUCAUCAUUUCCAUCGGUAUAUUACUAUUAUCAUAUACGAUUCCUAGGAUAUAUCGAUUCAUAAAAUCAUUCUUUGUCAAAAAGGAUUAUCGACCAAUACUAUAUAACGAUGAAGAUGGAGAUGGAGAUGGUGAAAAUGAAAUUGAAACUGCAGAACCAAGUCCAUCCACGCCAUAUAUGCCUUCAGGUGGAUUAUGGUCAGAUCUAAGAGCUCAUAUUAGAUCCAUGAAAGAAUAUGGUUCAAUACUUUUCUUCUUAGAAGUAUUGAGAACAUUGUGUAUCGCAACUCUACUUGGUUUAACGGUCUAUGCUGCUGUUCAAGCCGAAUCACCUGAAUCAAGAAAAGAUCUAGUAGAUCUAGGCGUCGAAAUGGAUAUGGAUAUGGAUAUGGUCAUGGGUGAUGUAGAUGCUAUGGGACGUUGGGGAAAACAUAAGAAACAUAAGAAGAAGAAGCAUAGGAAGAAUAUUGUAGAUGAUUACUCCAGUUUGGAAUUGGGAGAAUUUGGUGUCGUUGGAUUCUACACUUACACUCUGAUCUUCUCAUUCCUCCUCCUUACCCUUCGACCUGCUACACCUCUUCGUCGCCAUCUCAUCGCUCACGUGGACAUCCUUCUCCUUGUGGGCUGGUGUAUUUACGUCUAUCGAGAUCUCUGGCCCCUUCUUACCUACAACCUCUUCCCAUCAGAUAUCAACAACGCUAUCACCUGGUCUCGUGUGGGAAUACUAUCAGUGGCUGCUGUAUUGAUCCCUUUACUCCGACCAAGAACGUAUGUCCCAGCCGAUCCUCAAAACCCUACUCCAGAAAACGAGAUUCACCCAGAACAAACUGCGCCUGUCUUAUUCUACAUCUUCUACGAGUAUAUGACUCCUUUGGUCUGGAGAGCUUGGAAAGUUUCCUCAUUACCUUACGAUGAUAUGCACCCACUGGCUGACUAUGAUCGAGCGGAACUUCUAUAUCGCAAACAUAUCGAGACCCUCGAUCCGGUCCGCCGCCGGGAUAGAGGUCUCAAACCUCGAAACCUUUUGACAAGCUUAGCAGUAGUCUUCAAAAAGGAGAUCAUGAUCAUCUGUUCCAUGUCGGCACUGUCUGCUGUAGCUGAAAUGGCCGGAUCCGUCGGUAUCAAUCAGUUGUUGGAUUACCUGGAGAAGGAUGGAGAGGGUGCUACUCUGAGACCAAUCAUUUGGAUUGCAUUCCUCUUCAUCGGUCCUACAAUCGGAUCAUUAACUAUUCAAUAUUACAUUUUCACCACUACUCGAGCUUUGGUUCGGAGUGAAGCUCUCCUGACACAACUGCUCUUCGAUCAUGCUUUGAGAUUACGGAUGAAGGAUGCGACCGAUGAAGGGACAAAGGAGGAAAUCACGAAGCCGACGCCUGCUAUCACCGUGGAAGAAUUCGUAGAACCUGGUCCUGGAUUAGCGGAAGCAGGUCUUCCCGACGGUCCCGAGUCAACCGACGCCACUGAGGUAGGAAGCUCAAACGGGUCUAACGGAGCUAAGAAAUCUGAUAAGGAGAUUGCUGCGGACGAAGAGGCUAAGAAAUCAACCGGUCAAGGAUUGGCUGGUAAGAUCAAUGUCUUGAUGGCAGCGGACAUUGAUACCGUCCUCAAUGGCCGAGAUCUCGCUUUGAUAUUCGUUUAUACUCCUAUUCAGCUUGCACUCUGUGUUUUCCUGCUUUACCGUAUUCUCAGCUGGAGUGCUCUUGUUGGAAUGUUAACUAUCGUCAUCACCCUUCCUGUUCCCGGUCUGAUCACCAAGCUAAGCACUCAAUUCCAGACUAAGCGGAUGGAAGCUACCGACUCUCGGGUCGAUUCUAUCACUGAAGCAAUCGGAGCUCUGAGAAUGAUCAAGAUGUUCGGUUGGGAAGACAGAGUCAAAGAGCGGAUCGCAGCUAAACGGGAGACUGAGUUACAUCUCAUUUGGCAAAGAAGACUCACGUCUUUAGCUGUCUUCAUCCUGAAUCAGAUCCUUCCUGUAUUGACAAUGGUCGUCACUUUCGCGAUGUAUACUCUGGUACAAGGCCGACAGCUAUCUGCCGCGACAGUGUUCACCAGUAUGGUUGUAUUCGAGCUGGUUAAGAGUCAGAUGGGAAUGUGUUUCUAUUUGAUCAACGAAACCGUCGCCGCUUGGGUGUCUGUACAGCGAAUUGAUAAUUUCCUUAAUUCGAGCGAAAUGAUUGACGAAUAUUCCGAGGGUAAAAUUGCGACUAUCAAAACUGCCGAGCAACUCGAAGCUGAAACCGAAGGAUUGAUUCGGAUACAUGAUGCUACUUUCACAUGGGGCCCAAUUGCCAAUAACAAAGUGGAAGACUUCAGCCUUAAAAUCGAGGAUGUCACUUUCAUCAAGGGAAAAAUCAAUUUGAUCACUGGAUCUACAGGGAGUGGAAAGUCUUCCCUUCUCAAAGCUCUUAUUGGGGAACUUCAUUUCGAGCAAAAACAAGGGUCGUUCUUCCAUCUUCCACGUGAAGGAGGAGUCUCCUACGCCGCACAAGAAAGUUGGUGUAUGUCCGAUUCUAUCAAAGAUAACAUCCUAUUCGGCGAACCUUAUGAACACGAUCGAUACAUUCAAACUCUCCGUGCAUGUGGCUUGGAGCCUGACCUCAAGCUAUUUGACGAUGGUGAUAGGACUGAAGUAGGGGAGAAAGGAAUCACUCUGAGUGGUGGACAAAAAGCAAGAUUGACUUUAGCUCGAGCUGUCUACUCCAAAACUGAAAUAGUACUUCUUGAUGUUUUGCUGAUUACUCAUCACGUUGGACUCGCCGCUCCCAUUGCCGACUACAUGCUGGCUCUCAAUUCGGAUGGUACAGUCAAAUCUCAAGGUCUUAUUGAGGAUGCCCGUCUUCCUGACGAAGAUAUGGAGAAGGAAGCUCAGGAAGAUGUAAAAGCUUCUGAAGAAACUGUAUCUGCUGACACCAAGAUCGCUGAAGAAAAACCUGUUAAUAAGCUUGUAAAGGACGAGGAGAAGGGUGAAGGCAGAAUAUCAAAGAAAGCUAUGAUCUCAUUCUUCAAGACAUUCGGUGGACCUAUCUUUUGGUUGACAUACUUCUCACUGCUGUUGAGCGGACAAGGCUUCAACUCGUUCCAGACUUAUUGGCUCGGAAGAUGGGCCCGUGCUUACGAAGAAUAUGAAGAUCCAACAAAGGUUUCAGCAGUCUACUAUCUCGGUUUAUAUAUCGUUUGGGUAUUAUUGAGUUUGGGGUCUUUGGCUUCUGCCGCUACUUUGUAUUAUAUCGGAGCCAUCAAGGGUUCAAGAGAAAUUCACAGGAAAUUGACUGAUCAAAUUUUCGGAGCAUAUAUGAGAUUCUUAGACUCUACACCUGUAGGAAGAAUCAUCUCUCGGUUCACAAAGGACAUGAAAAAUGUCGAUGGAUCUUUCACGGAUAACUUUAACGAAGUUUCUGACAUCACCAUCGGUCUUAUUCUCAAAUUCGGAGUUGUCAUCGCCUUUGUGCCAUUUUUCUCCCUUCCUGCUUUAGCCAUUGGUCUCGUAGGAGGAUUCUUGGGAGAAGUUUACAUUCACAGUCAAUUGAGUGUGAAGAGAGAAAUGUCUAACACGAAGAGUCCAUUGUUCUCUCACUUCUCUGCAGCCGUCAACGGUAUCGUAUCCAUCCGUGCAUAUGGUGCCCAACAAAAACUUCGAGCUGAGGCUCAGAAAAAGGCUGAUAAAUACACUCGAGUCGCUACUGCUCUACAACCUCAAUCGAUGGCAUUUUUAGUCUACGGACCUAGACUUGAUGCAUCUACCACCGGUUUCGCUUUGAGUCAAGCAAUCUCCUUUUCUGCUAUGAUUUUGUGGUGGGUUAGAAUGGUCAACGAGAUGGAAGUGCAAGGAAACUCUGUAGAGCGUAUCGAAGAUUACCUGAAGAUCGAUCAGGAACCCAAGGCUACUAGUUCCAAACAACCACCCGCAGCAUGGCCAACCUCUGGUUCUAUCGUACUUGAUAAGCUUUCCGCACGAUAUACACCCGAUGGACCUACAGUACUUGACAAGCUGAAUGUUACUAUUGCAAGUGGUGAAAAAGUUGGUAUUGUCGGAAGAACAGGUAGCGGAAAAUCUACUUUGGCUUUAGCAUUACUUCGGAUGAUUCCUACCGAAGGCGAUGUAUGGAUCGAUGGAAGGAAGACUCAAGAUAUCAACCUUCAUUCUCUCAGAAGUCACGUUACUAUUAUCCCUCAAGAUCCCGUACUCCUAUCUGGUAGUCUACGAUUCAAUCUCGAUCCAUUUGGUGAACAUGAUGAUGCCGAAUUGAACGAUGCGCUCCAGUCUUCUGGAUUAGGCCAAACUAGACAACCUGGACAAGGAGGAGGAUCUGUCACUCCUCAAAGAUUGACUCUUGAUACUCCGAUCGCAGCUGCAGGUGGUAAUCUGAGUCAAGGUCAAAGACAAUUAGUCGCUUUGGCAAGAGCCUUAGUUAGGAAUAGUAAAGUGUUAAUCUUGGACGAGGCUACCGCUUCAGUAGAUUUCGAGACUGAUGCGUUGAUCCAAAGAUCAAUUCGAUCAUUACCUUCCACCACGACAGUACUCACCGUAGCUCAUAGAUUAUCAACCGUAAUGGAUUAUGAUAAGAUAUUGGUUCUAGGUGCUGGUAAAGUACUAGAACAUGAAUCACCAAAUACAUUGAGAAGUAAUCAAAACAGUUAUUUCGCAAAACUGGUCCAUGCAAUGGAAGGAGGUACGGUAAGUAGACAAUCUACUGUUAGUUCUUAG